CGUGUAAAGGAACAAUGUUUGGUUUAUAUCAAAGAGAAAAAUAUUUUUCUCUUUGAUCUACACAUCUAUAGUAGUCUUUGAUUGGUCUGUGGUCGAGUUUUGGACUUUGUUGUUAUCUCCCGGUUUUUCGAAAAAUUUGAAAUGGUAAAGAACAAAUUAUCAAAUUUUAUUUUGCUUCUGCUAUUGGCAUCAAAAACUAGAUGUAGCAAUGAUAUAGAUAUUAAAACCGAAGAAGACGUUGGUGUGAAAUACGCUAAUAGAUGUGAAGUGUGUAAGAUACUUGCCACGGAACUGCAAGGUAGGCUCGAAGAAACCGGAAAAAUACACGAUGUCAUUGAAAUAGGAUAUUCAUUAGAUGAUGUCCAACCAAAAAAGAAAAUGAAAUACCAAAAAUCGGAGUUAAGACUAAUAGAAUCUUUAGAAGGUGUCUGUGAUAAAAUUCUGGAAUACAAUAUUCACAAAGAACGUCAAGACAGUACUCGAUUCGCAAAGGGUAUGAGUCAAACAUUUAAGACUUUGCAUGGAUUAGUGGAUAAGGGUGUAAAAGUUGACCUUGGCAUUCCUUAUGAACUUUGGGACAAACCUUCUGCUGAAAUAACCAAUAUGAAAAGUCAAUGUGAGAGCCUCCUAGAAGAAAACGAGGGAGCAGUUGAAGAUUGGUAUUGGAACCAUCAGGGUGAUACAGAUUUAAAAAUCCAUUUAUGUACAAAACAUGCUUUGAAGGGAGCUGAUGAUUCAUGUUUAUAUGAAAACCUAAUCGAGUCUAAUGCCAAGGGUGAACAUGGAAAAUUUGAAAAAUCUGAGCUCUGAUGACUAUUAAGGCUAAUUUAAAAUCUAAAAUAGGCUGUGUUAAAAUGAGUAUUGAUCUUGCAACAGGAUUAGAUAAAUACAUGCAUAUUAAGUUAGUAUUUUGAUAAACAUAAAUUGUUAUUAAUAAGUACAAAGUGAUCAAUUCAUUAAGUUUAGAUUUUAAGUUUUUAUAUGAAGCAAUUUAUUUAAAGGUUUUUUUUAGAUUACUUUUCUGAAGUAUAUUUAACAAAAAUAAGUUAAUAAGAUUUUUUAUCCAUCUUAUUUGCUUUUUCAGCCCUUCAAAGUAUUGUAGGCUGCUAAAUCACCAUUGAAGUUUUCCUAUAUCCUAUGUUAUUGUAGAAUAGUCAGAUAUUGCAUUUACAGUAAUAUACGCAUGAAAUAAUAAUAUUUAGAAUAUAUCUUGCUAAUAAUAGCUAGGACUUAAAAGUAAUAAAAGUUCUUAAGUUUUUAUAUGAAACAAAUUAUUGAAAGGUUUUUUUAGAUUACUUUUCUGAAGUAUAUUCAACAAAAAUAAGUUAAUAAGGUUUUUUAUCCAUCUUAUUUGCUCUUUCAGCCCUUCAAAGUAUUGUAGGCUGUUAAAUCACCAUUGAGGUUUUUCUAUAUCUUAUAUUAUUGUAGAAUAGUCAGAUAUUGCAUUUACAGCAAUAUACGCAUGAAAUGGUAAUAUUUACAAUAUAUCUUGCUAAUAAUAGCUAGGACUUAAAAGUAAUAAAAGUUCCAAAACUUGAAAACUAUUAUUUCACUAUGACCGAUCAAAGUA
Messenger RNA from Diatraea saccharalis (sugarcane borer), 1570 nucleotides. NCBI's taxonomy places the organism in Eukaryota, Metazoa, Arthropoda, Insecta, Lepidoptera, Crambidae. The record is from the annotation of a GenBank genome assembly.